Hydractinia symbiolongicarpus is the source of this 4071-nucleotide messenger RNA. RefSeq names its product sodium/calcium exchanger 3-like. Bases 402 to 3491 code for a protein of 1029 amino acids. The transcript is spliced from 18 exons. The record is from RefSeq and is a predicted model, not a curated record. Gene Ontology annotation, cellular component: membrane. Lineage: Eukaryota; Metazoa; Cnidaria; Hydrozoa; Anthoathecata; Hydractiniidae. Gene Ontology annotation, molecular function: calcium:sodium antiporter activity. Gene Ontology annotation, biological process: cell communication; calcium ion transport; transmembrane transport.
GUUUGCUCAAGAUUCUCCACCUCAGACGUUUUAGUAAAAAACAAAAACGUAGAUUUUUGCUACCUGGCAAACAAUUUUAAUUUCAUAAUUAUGUUAUCUUUUACGUCUAAGAACCUUCAAAGAUUACUGAAUAUACUGAAUAUGUGUUUGAGCCAUUCAAUAUCCUUAAUGCGUAUCCGUAAGUUUAAGUUCCUAAUGUCACUAUGCUUUAUGAUGUUUACAUUAGUUACGUGCAGUACAACAAAAGUGAUUCCAAAUUUGCAUCCUUUUACUUUACAGUGAAAUAAACUGUCUAAUUCUAUGAAUUUAGUGCAAGAAAAGAGAAGAAAUGCUAAGUGAAUACAAAGAAACAUAUAUAUGCACAACAUUGAGAUUUAAUAAUGGUGUAGGUUAACAAAAUUAUGGUCAUCAGAACAAAUUAUUCAUCUGGUUAUAUUGUGGAAUAUAACGACGUAUGCUUUGACAGUUGGUUAUUAUUACCUGCAGAAAACUUGUGGCCGAAAUGGCUACGAGGUGUGUUGUAUACACUGGCUAUGCUUUAUAUAUUUCUUGGUAUUGCCAUUGCUGCUGAUGUCUUUAUGCUGAGUAUUGAGAUGAUUACCAGCAAAAAACGUAUCAUUUUUACAUUUGAUUACGAAAAGAAACAACGUAUUGAGCAAGAGGUUUUCAUAUGGAAUGAGACUGUUGCAAAUUUAACUCUAAUGGCUUUAGGAUCUUCAGCACCAGAAAUUUUAAUAGCAGUGAUUGAGACUGUGUCCACAUUAGACAGUCCUAAGUCAUCUAAUGGUUUAGGCAUUUUUACUAUUAUUGGAUCAGCUUCGUAUAAUUUGUUAGUCAUAACUGCUGUUUGCAUCAUAACUGUGCCAUCGAACACAACAAAACGUGUCAUGGAAUUUGGUGUGUUUGUCAUCACUUCUUUAUGGUCAAUGUUCGCAUAUGUGUGGUUAUUAAUUGUUUUAAAAUGGUCCUCUCCAAAUGAAGUAGAAAUUUGGGAAGCCGUCUUGACUCUUUUCUUUUUUCCUUUACUUGUGCUAACUGCUUGGGCACAAGACAAAGGUUGGUGGUGCCACAGACUGAAGAAUAAAAAGCAUAUGCUGGGACAUAACCAUCAUGCUUCUAAUUCUCAGGAUGGUAUCCACCACAGCCCACUUAAACAUAUAGUUGAUGUACAUCCUGUCGAUCAAAUGGAAAAGAAACCAGUUAUUAGACCAGUCGGUGAAACAUGUCCUGUUAGUCCAAAUAGAAAAGUUAGUGAAAUCAAGAUGAAACAAUUUACUGACAGUCGAUCAAAAAUAAGAGAUAUCGUGUCGUAUGUACGUCAAAGUAGUCCAGAGAAAAACGUUACAGCUCAUGAUGUCGUGCAAGGUUUGAAACAACAUUUUGAUUCGACAAUGUCAAGGGCAUUUGCAAGAGCAAGAUUCCGUCAUGCUGUUGUUGUUAGCAUCACUGGCCAGAGAAGAAUUGAUGAAUUUCCAAAACACAAUGAAAUCAUCUCUAAAGCAAUGAUCGGGAAAAACAACAACUCCUUGCACCUCUCUGAUUUAAAUGACACGAAGACUGGUUCAUUUUCGGGAUCGUUUUGUUUCUCAUCAGCAACAUAUUCAGUUUCACGAAAAUCUACUACGCUUCAAAUCGAUGUAUUAUUUAACCGUAGAACAAGAAGUCAAAAAAUUGGAUUCAGCCAUAUUGUGGAAGCUGCACAGAAGAUUAGUAUGCUUUCCACCCGAUGUCUAAGUCCACGUAAAAAAAAUUCGGUUUCUUAUCACGAAGAUAGUUGCGUCACGCCUUCACUGACCUCUAACACGGCACGUGAACGGACAUUUAGCAAUUUGCAUUCUGUAUCGCACACAACAGCAGAUCAAUCAGGCUUGCCAGAGGUGUCGGAAUCUGGCGAACUGUCUGGAAAUACGUACAAUGACAUUGAAAAUAACGUUAUAUUCUCUAAUCAACAUAGUAAAAAUAGUAACAAGGAUAAUAUAAACAAUAGUAAUUCUCUUGAUAGUCCACAGAAGAAACGUAUUUUAAGCCAACAAGAAAACGAACAUGUCACUCCUCGCCAUAUAAAGAUGUCACAGAUAUCUAGACACUUAAGCUUAGAAAAAAGAGGCGAUAUAUCAGAUCAUCGAGACAACGGUUUGUUGGGUUUGGCAAGCGUCGCUAUUGUUCGAUACGAGACAAGAGAAGGGCAUGCGAAAGCGCAGAAAGAUUUUGCACAUGCAGCUGGAACGUUAGUUUUUUCCGAAGAUGAGUACUGUAAAAGGAUUCACAUACCGAUCAUCAACAACAGUAAUGAUGAUGAAGACGCUACUAAAGAUUUUUACGUUGUUUUAAAAGAUCCGUGUCCUGAUACAGCACUUGGUGAUCCUACUGUUGCGCAUGUCUCCUUUAUGAAAGAUAACGAUCCUGGUGAGUUCAUAUUUCAAGAAGCUACGUAUCAUGUGGAAUAUACGUCAACCAACACUGCGACAGCCACUGCAAAAGUCGUACGUCUGCAUGGCUCUGACGGAAAUAUCACUGUCUACUAUAGAACGAUAAAUGGUACUGCGAUGGGUGGCGACAAUGCCGAUGUGGUAUUGAAGAAAUGUGACUUUGAACAUGUCGAUCAAGGUGUUUUGAAUUUUGCAUCUGGUGAAACUUCAAAAAAAAUUGUCAUCAAUGUCCAGUCUAAUGCUGAAAUGGGAAAGACUUUUAUAAUUGCGUUGUAUCACGUGACAGGAUCUGGUAAAAUUGGACAUAGAUGUGCAGCUAUCAUUUCGUUGACAUCAGAAGUGGACGAAAUUGUUGAUCAAGUCACUUCACUAGUGAGCAAGGAGACGGAGAGUACAUCGGUUAAGCAAGAAUGGAGACAACAAAUUCUUGAUGCUAUGUCCCUUGAUGGCUCUCCUUCUGGUGGUACGAUGUUUUUACAUUUCUUGUGUUUUCUAUGGAAAGUUUUGUUCUCUUUUAUCCCUCCACGUACUGUCUGGGGCGGCUGGGCGGCGUUUAUCGUUUCUUUACUCAUGCUUGGUCUUCUGGCUGCUUUCGUCGAACAGUUUGCAAAGCUACUUGGAUGCGUCAUCGGCUUAGAUGUCAGCAUCACUGGCAUUACGCUUGUUGCCUUGGGAACGAGUAUGCCCGACACAUUUGCCAGCAAGACAGCUGCUUUACAAGAUGAUUCAGCUGAUGCAGCGAUUGGUAAUAUAACAGGGAGUAACAGCGUCAAUGUCUUUCUUGGGCUUGGUUUGCCGUGGGUGUUAAAGUCGAUCUAUUUACGAACAAAAGGUUCGAAGUUAAUUUUAAACGAUGACAAUCUCAUGUUUUCUGCCGUGGUAUUCUUGUCGUGCGGGUCAAUCACGCUGGUUAUUUUAGUCGUUAGACGGAUGUUGUUUAAAGGAGAACUGGGUGGUGGCACUUGUUCGAAGUACACCAGCGGAUGUGUCAUGGUUUCGCUAUGGCUCCUCUUCGUCACUUUGUGUAGCCUGAAAGCAACUGGUACGAUAUCGGCUUUUUGAUUGCCAUGUGAGUUUAUAAAAACACUCAUCUGGAUUGUUGUUGAAGAAUCAUUAUGUCCGCCUUGCUACCGCGAAGUCGGAAUUACUUAUCUGCGAAAAAGUUAGAGCAUGUCGCUACAAAUCGAAUCUGAACACGUAAUCUGUGCACGUGUUUUAAGGCUGCUUAACGUGUUAAAACUGAACAAUUUCAUGAUUUCACAAGCUGCAUUCUUUUUCAAUUUGACCCCAUUUUUCUCAAGUGCGACCGGAAUUGAGGAUUGAUAGCUUUAACAAUAAGAAAAAUAUUUCUCUUGUUUUUUAAUAUCGUAAAAGCAAAAUCAAUUUGUCGGGUAUUUAUAAUUUUACAGCUUGGAAACGAGGUUGUUUGGCUGCAGAAUUUUCACCUUGCAUUGAUUGCAAGUGAUGUGCAGACACAAAUUAUACUACAGCACUACAAGAAUAAUAAAAAUGGUUAUCAGGCUUCCAACUAUUACGCUGAAGAAAAGAUAGGCUGAAGAAAGGGAAGCCAAAAACUGAAUAAAUUAUUUACUUGUAAAGUUUGCUGGAAAAUGUCUCAUCAAGAAAUUAACUGACUCUAUUA